Truncatella angustata is the source of this 1503-nucleotide messenger RNA. RefSeq names its product F-box domain-containing protein. The transcript has 3 exons. Lineage: Eukaryota; Fungi; Ascomycota; Sordariomycetes; Amphisphaeriales; Sporocadaceae. The record is from RefSeq and is a predicted model, not a curated record. Bases 1 to 1503 code for a protein of 500 amino acids.
AUGGCGGCUGUUUCAAAUCCUGCACCGUCGAGGCAACCAUGGUCUAUGAACGAGUUGAGCUCUGAAUUGUUAGCUCUUAUAUUUGAGCAUCUUCGUGAUGUCGAUGCUGGAUCCCUAGCCACAGCUCGACUACUAUCAAGGAGGUUUGACGCCAUCGUCACGCCAAUCAAAUACAAGUUUUUGUAUCUAUCUGAGCGGAUACUCGCUCCUGAAGCGCAGGCCUAUAUUCCAGACGCUCUAGAGAAGAUCUAUGUCCACACUCGCCAUGUGCAAGCGAACAGUGACCUGGAUCCACAAAAUAUCAAGCGGUUACUAGAUCGUAUACAGAGACUUUCAACCGUCAGGUGGACUUAUAUAGGCGCAGGCUUUUGCUCGGGGGAUUUUUGGUUGCCCGCGGAUGUUCUCAGCCCUCGGCAUAUACAGUUGAACAAAACUAAGCUCUAUAUCGAUGACUUGCCUUUGAGGAACUUCACUUCGAACCAGCAGGAUGUCUACUUCAAAUCCAUACCAUCUAAUGUGCUAACUUCUCUGAAGUUGGCCAGUCCGGCACCCCCACUCACAAAUAGGCUCGAGUCAUUAAAGCAACUCCUGCUAAGGUCAAGGAACCUCGAGACGUUUUUCUACCAGGACAGGGGUCAAGGCACUCACUUCACAUUUUCAGAAGACGAAACAUUGCCAUCUUUCAAAGAGUUGGUGUUACGCUCAUAUGACUGGGGUCAUACAGAGACCGAGGUAGAGGAUCACUGGGACUUCUCUAGCAUCCGUCUGCUCAGGCUCAUUGAUGUGCCAAUCUUCGAAUUCUUGAGAUCAGUCCCGUUCGAAGACCUUACCGAUCUCCAUACUCUGCAAUGCGACGACUUUAGUGCUCAUCUGGCCGCCGAUCGGCGACAAGAAGCAACAAGAGGCCUUUACUGCCUAGUUAAGAAGAUACGAUCUCUCCGGGAUUUGGAAUUUACCUGUCACACGCAACACUUCCCACUUGAUGCACUGUUUCACCAUGGCAAAUCUCUUCAUCACCUCCGGAUCCGUGAUCACGUUGGAUUCAGUGAUGAGGACCGGCGAUGUCCUACGAUAUGGCCCGCUGAUCUCGCAGCCCUCUCGCAGAAGAUGGUCAAAUUAGAAACCCUCGAGCUGGAUAUGGACACAGCAUACUGCGAUCCGCCACUAUUUCUGGAAGCCAUAUGCAACUUCCCUCGACUGCACACCCUGACUUUGCAUGUACAGACCGUACUACGUGCGUUAGAGGUUGUUCAUCCCGAUGUCGACCGUGACUACGAAGCAGCGAUGCGGAAUUUCAGGGCUCUAGUGAGGGGGAAGAUGGGCGUAUCAUGGCGGUCGAUUACCAUUAAUGUUGGGGGUUGGAAGCAACAUAUGGUACGCCGACUGAGCGAGGCAUGGAGGACACAAAAUGCGCAAGGAGUAUAUGCCGAGAGAUGCUUCGUAUUGAAAAGGAGUGCAGCAGGUGAGAUUACUCUUAGGGAGGAAAUGUCUUUUGAACAUUGA